GUCCGAGGGGGGCGGGGCAGCGGGCCCGGCCGGCGAAGUGGGAGCGGCGCGGUGCGGCGUUCGUUCUUCGUCGCUGAGGCGGGGAGCGGCCCUUUGCCCGGCGCGAUGCGGGGAGGGCUGGGGCUGCUGAGGCGGCGGCGGCGACCGGGGUGAGCGGCGGGGCGAGGGCUGUGUGGCGGGCCGGGUUGCUAGGGGCGACUCCUCCGCCUUCCCAAUGGCUCGCGUGAGGCGCGCAGGGCAGCCGCCUGACGCGCGUCCUCUGCUCGGCAUCGGUUGCUUCCAGCGGGGCUUAACUCCCAGGGAAGCGCGUGCAUGUCUGUGUCGUAGAGAGAUUGCAUGAUCCCCAAUGAAAGGGCUGGUGCUUAUUUAACUGCCGGCAGUAAUAAUAAUAAUAAUAAUAAUUUAUUAUUAUUUGUACCCUGCCCAUCUGGCUGGGUUUCUCCAGCCACUCUGGGCGGCUUCCAACAAAGAUUUUAAAAAAUACAUUAAAAAGUCACACUGGUAGGGUUUUAAUAGAUGCAAAUGGUGUAUGCAUGAAUGUAAGGGUGCUUGGAAUGCGUUUAUUAAAAAUGCAGUGGCUUGUUAGCAAUUGUGUACUCGCUGGGGAAACCUAGUCAGAUGGAUUAUUAUCAUCGUCAUAUAUGCAGUGCUUUUUUUCUUUAAAAAAAUGUUUAGGGGUGCUCUCAUUUUCCUACUCAUAUUGAAAUACAGCCCCUCAAUGAGGCCAAACUUAGAUUCACAAAAUGUGUAGGGGUAUGCGUACCCCCAGAAAAAAGCACUGCUUAUAUACCUAUCUAUAGUAUCCUAUUACAGUUUCAAGUAUCUUUUUUGUUUUUUCAUUUCUUUCACUUAACUUGUCCACUAAAAUUUUCCAACAAAACAUAAAUUUAAAAAACCACAUACACACACAUACACAUAGUUUUAAUUCUGUUGUUAUCAUUACUUACAGACCUAUAUAUUGCAUUGUAUUAAUUUCAAACACCUUUUUUGUUUCUUUUCUUGCAUUUCUUUCACUUGUCCACUGAAAAUUUUCAACAAAACAUACAUUAAAAAACCACAUAGAGAUUUUUAAUUCUGUCAAUGUUUAAUUGAUUGGGGGGAUUUCUAUGUUUUUACCUGUUCUUAUUUUUUAUCUAUAAGUCCCUGUCAGGCGGUGGGGUGAGGAAUGUGGAGUAUAAAUAAAUAUAUAAUUAUUAUAAUUGUGGCAGCUGUGAGACUCCCACAAUGUUUACCUGCAGACUUCAAACCAGACUUGCUCCCUAUGUAUUUCAUAAUCAAGAUGGUGGUGAUAUUCAGUAGUUAAAACAGUGGAUUGUUAACAACCCUAUUUGCCUUUAAAAAAAGUAUAUCCAAUUGCUGCCUUGGGUUCAAUUUAUCAAUCCAACAGGCUCUAUUGGUGAAAGUUUCUCCUGUGCUUUAUAACUUCUGGGUUAUAACUUCUUGUCUCAGCGUUCUUCUCAGGAAAAGAAAAAUACCUUGGCACAUAGUCUUGUCUAUAGUGUGAAACUAUUAAACUUCUCCAAGUUGGAUGUAUGUAAGGGGGGGGGGGGAGAGAUGACCUUAUUUUAUAUUCUUUCCAAAAAUAUGUAAGCCACUUGAUGAUUUAAAAAUAACUCCUCAAAGUGGUUUACAAUGAAAAAGAGAUAUUAAGAGCUGCUGCAUGUUAGCUCCCUAAGUAUAUUGAACUGAUAAGGCGCUGAAAGGUCUCUGUAUAACUUUAGAGAACUACUUUGUGAUAGACAGGUGAAACGUGUAGAUGGAUGUUAUCAUAUGUCUUGAUGUGUUUGCAGGUAAACUGUAGCAGAGGCCUUCAGUACUACUAGGUGUUUUUUACUCUUGCCUUAAUUGGUGAGUGAAAUACUGCUGGAAUGCAUCAGAAGCUCCUGAAGAGUGCUCAUUACAUUGAGCUUGGAAGUUACCAGUACUGGCCGGUUUUGGUCCCUCGGGGAAUUCGCUUAUACACCUAUGAGCAGAUUCCAGUGUUCCUUAAGGACAAUCCAUACAUCACAGAUGGCUACAGAGCAUACCUACCUUCCAGGCUAUGUUUGAAAAGGUAUGGAAUUGAUCCAAAUGGUUCAACUUUGAAGUACAACAUCAGGCCUAAGUAGUUGAUGGAUUUAAUACUUUUACUUGAAAACCACUUGUUUCACUAAAUGUCUUGCUUUUCUGUAAUCAAAGAAGCUAGCAAAGUAAGGGCAUACAUUUCAUUAAAUAUGCUUCUUUAUGAGAGUUUAUACAGCCUUUUGUCUCUGCUGACCCAACUGCUGAUCCUGUUUCAAAGUGUAGAGCCAGAUGUCCUGCUACUUUUGCCAGUGCAAUAAAUUAAGUUGGUUAGAGUGUGGUGCUGAUAACUCCAAGACUGCAGGUUCAAUCCCCAUAAAGGCACCUGCAUAUUCCGGCAUCACGGGGUUGGACUAGAUGACCCUCAAGGUCCCUUUCAACUCUGCAGUUCUAUGAAUGCAAAGGAAUGCAAAGCUCUGUGAAUGCAACCAAGCAUUAGUAGAAAUGAGCCACACAAGAGAGCAGGAUGAAUACUGACUAGCUUGCAUAAGAGCAAUAGAGAAUACAGCAAGCGUCUAAUCUGGAACACAUGAUCAGGGUGUCAGUUACAAAAAUUGUUCCUUUGACCUUGCUCAUAGUCAUUACUGUUUUCUUCUCCAUUUCCCAGCCUAUUCAUUUUAUCCAAUGAAACAGUUAACAUCUGGAGUCACUUACUGGGCUUCUUCCUCUUCUUCACUUUGGGCAUAUAUGACAUGACUUCUGUGUUGCCUUCAGCGAGUGCCUCUAGAGAAGAUUUUGUUAUUUGUUCUAUUUGUCUCUUCUGCUUUCAAGUAAGUCCCUUGGUAAAUUGCAGUCAAACAUUUUUUGUGCUUGUGUCAGGGACAACAGACAGGAAAAAAGGUCUGCAUUCUGUCAAAAGCUGAGGCUUGUAGAUUCUUUCUGCUAACUCUAGCCCACUUACAGUGUCUUGACACUGGUGGUUGGAGAACCUGCGUUCAGGCCACCUCAGCCUUAUAUUGUAUUUAUUUAAGUAAACAUUUUGCUUCCUGUUCUCAUUUAAAAUCAGUUGCACCAAACAACCUAUGAAUAAGCUACAAGCUUCACUCCACUGCAGAUUGAAAGGGGGGGACUGUUACUAGGGCCUAGAUUAUAGAAUAUCUUGCCCCAUACAUUAUGGUUUUUUCCAGGCUGAUGGCUUUUUGUGAUGCAACGAUAUUUUUUAAACUUAGCUGCUGAGCCUGUCUUCAUUUCACACUGUAGCUGGCUGUUUUAAGCUGUCCUGAGUGAGGCAAAUGCAUUGAGAGAGUGGAUAUACAUUUCCUAACAAAUUGAAAAAUGUCCCCAUGCCUUUGUGAGUAUUUAGUGGAGUCAAGCAUCUUUAUUGGUUGAGGCCAAGGUGCCUGGGGUGCUUCAGGAGGCUAGGGACAAAACAAGCUUUGCAUUCUCACCUGGGAGUAAAGCCUGUGGGCCUUGCAUCAGAGUAAGCAUGCAUAGGAUUGUACUGAAGCGGGACCUGCGGUGAGGCUGAAGAUUUGAUCUCUGCCACUUCUGGUUGAGGUAAAGCAGACUUCUUAAGAUAUAUGGGGUGUCACUUGACUAAAGAAAUCAUUUUGAUAAUGUUGUAAAAUAGCAAUGCAGCAUAUCUGUGUUUGGGUAAAAACAAUAGUUCCAAAGGAAGAAGUAUUAAAACAUGAGUCUUUAAAAAUCUGCUGCCUGAUUAAUCAGGGCUACCUUUUUAGUCAAUUAAGUAACAGAGAUCAGACCAGAAUUCUUUUCUAGCAGCAGACCAAUCUUCCUCUUGCAGAUCCAAAAUCCUAAAAUUUAAUCCAGUUGCUUUUAAAGUUGUUACUGCUUGACGCUGAAGAUACUAGACUUUGAGGAAAUUAAUGCAAUUUGUUUGAAUGUUUUUAUAGGUCUGUAUGCUUUGCUCAGUAGGGUAUCACCUCUUCUGUUGUCAUCGCUCAGAGAAGACCGGUCGACGGUGGAUGGCACUGGAUUAUGCAGGAAUUUCCAUUGGUAUCCUGGGCUGUUAUGUAUCUGGAGUCUUUUACGCAUUUUAUUGCAAUAAUGUAAGUUUAACAGUCAGGUUGACUGGUGUAGCUUUCCCAUGGAUAAAAAUCAAAUAAAAAGUAGAUCUAAAGGAGAAAAAUUUCUAAACUUUGAAAAAUUCAGCAGUUUUAGUCUUGCUUUAAUAUAAGUGUAUAUAGAUAGAGUUAUAGAUGAUAUAGUUAUAUUAUGCAUGUGCUAUUUUAAUUUUUUUAAAAACAGACUUUGAGGUCAGGUUAGUGUUCUAGCUUGAAAUGCAGAAUUUUUGUCCUGAACAAGUGUACCGUAUUUCAUAGUCCAAGAGAGACAGUAUGUUGCAUGCAAGGAAUCAAACUACUCAGCAGCCUCACUUUUCUCAGCCGGUUUAACAAGAGGCAGCUGAAGAAAUGUCCAUGGAUCUCCUAAACUGGAUCUUCCACAAUACUGUGUGGUAUGAAAUGUUUUAAGAUCAUUCUGUUCUGUUAUGGCAGCUCAACUAUAUUUCCAACCUCUUUUCUAAGGAAAAAGAAAAUAUUAAAGGCAAUCUUUCCCGAUAGGAAGGAGUGGAGUGUUUUUAUAUAUUAAAUGACAGUUCUCCAGAGUAAAUGUCGGUUCUUUAAGAAUCCUGCAGUAGAUAAUUUGAUUGCCUUGGUUAAUCAUGCAGUUCAUUGCUUGAAAUUGUGGGUGCAUCUAAUAGUUGGUUGCAGUUGCUAGCAUCGGCAUAAAAUAAAUCCUGCCUGUGGAAGGUAUUUUAACUACCAGUAUAAACCCUGGAAUGUGUGGCAUUUUCUCAAGGAAAAAGUGACUAAGUGACCAAGCUGUCAGUAUGAAAAGCUGUCAGUAUUUCUAUAUAUUUUAAACAGUGUGUUAAUGUUCAUAAUACUGUCGUACCUCAGAAGUCGAACGCCUUGCUAGUCGAACAUUUUGGCUCCCAAAUUCCACAAACCCAGAAGUGAGUGUUCCGGUUUGCGAACGUUCUUUGGAACCCAAACGUCCGACUCGGGUUCUGUGGCUUCCAAUUGGCUGCAGGAGCUUCUGUUUGACUUCCGAGGUACGACUAAAUUGAAAUCUGCUUUAGAGCGAUUUAUAGAAUUAUAGAUUUGGAAGGGACCCAAGGGUCCAACCCCCUGUAAUGCAGGGAUCUAAAUUGUUACUCCAAUCUGUAUAAUGAGGAAUGAAGAAGCUUGCCUGUAAAACUACUACACGUUUUGAGGGAGAGCCCUGUUCAAGAGGGACUUCAAAACACGUGGCAUCAAAUGAAACAUGUUGAAAUAAAUAAUUGAAUCUGGAUUUUAAAAAAUAAAAUAAUUCUGUUGCUUAGAUGUAAAACACACUUUUAUUGUAUGUGCCAAAAGAGAAUACAGUGCUACCUUUGUGCCUUUUGUAGCUCUGCUGCAAUCUGGAAAAGGCUGCUUUAAAAGCACAUUCCAAAAUUUGGGAAAAAUCCAUUUCAUUUUGCUCUAUUUUGAUGCAUAUAUUUUAUUCUUAUCACUUAGUGGCUGCCUACUUUGUUUCCCUCCUUUUUCCAGUACUGGCGUCAAGUAUACUUGAUCACUGUCCUUGCUAUGAUCUUGGCAGUAUUCUUUGCCCAGAUCCACCCCAGUUACCUCACUCAGCAGUGGCACAGGCUGCGCUCAGUCAUCUUUUGCUCUGUGUCAGGUUACGGAAUCAUUCCUACCAUCCACUGGGUUUGGCUCAACGGAGGUGUUGGUGCGUCUAUUGUGCAGGUAAGCUAAGGACUCACCAGGCUUGCAUCCCAAACCUAACUGGGUUUUGCUCCAAAGUACCAUAUUUUCCUAUGUAUAAGAUGAGGUUUUUUGCUUUAAAAUUUUAGUUAAAAAAUGGGGGGUCUUAUACAUGGAGGAUGGGCAUACAGGGGAGGGAUUUUUUCCAAUUUUAAACAAAUGCCCAGGAUUUUGGCUUGGGUGGACUGAGGCAGUCCCUACAGCCACUGUCCCCUCACUGUCUUCCCCAUGCUGGCUGCGUGCUGGUGACUGGCUCGCCUCCUGCGGCCCCUGCCAGCUUGACCACCAGAGCAAGAGCAGCAGCUGCCGAGAGCUGCCUCAGCUACCUCUUCUUGCACUUCUUUCCUUUUUUUCUCUUGCCCUCAAACCCCUGCCCCUGGCCUGCUCCUGCCUUCCUUGGCUCAGUUUGCCCUAGCUGCCUUCCCCGUGCUCUGCCUCAGUGUUCUGCUUGGGAGCCUCUUGCCAAUUGCUUGCAUCCAGAAACAGCCACCGCUGAGGGGGAACAGUUUCCAUACCACUGGGUGCUGGAAACUUUGAGGGUGAUCUUGCCCAACAAAAGGGACACGGGUGGCGCUCUGGGUUAAACCACAGAGCCUAGGGCUUGCUGUUCAAAAGGUCAGCGGUUCGAAUCCCCGUGACAGGUUGAGCUCCCUUUGCUCGGUUCCAGCUCUUGCCAACCUAGCAGUUCAAAAGCACAUCAAAGUGCAAGUAGAUAAAUAGGUACCACGCCAGGGGGAAGGUAAACAGCGUUUCCAUGCGAUGCUCUGGUUCACCAGAAGCGGCUUAGUCAUGCUGGCCACAUGACCCGGAAGCUGUAUGCCGGCUCCCUUGGCCAGUAAAGCGAGAUGAGCGCCGCAACCCCAGAGUCGUCCACGACUGGACCUAACGGUCAGGGGUCCCUUUACCUUUACCUGCCCAACAAAAAUUCAACAACUUUCUGCCCCCACUUCUGCUGUAGGGUUGUGUUUCCUUAAACUUUGGAUUCAAAAAAAUAGGGGUCGUCUUAUACAUGGGGCAUCUCAUACAUGGAAAAAUACAGUAAGUUCCAUUGACUUUAUUAAGACUUCAUGAUCAGCUGGUUUAGGAAUGGCACCUUUUACUUUAUCCUUUUUUUAAAGGAACAUUUUCUAUAAACAAACACAAUGGCAAAGAACAGUAGAAAUGGAAACUUAGAUUGCAUUGUUAGAUUGCAUUGUUUGUUUUUCAGUUGUGUACAUCAUUAGCCUUGAUCCACGGUAGUUAGCUUGAUAGCUACAAAGACAUAAUGAAGGGUGUGGAGAGAAGAGCUUUGUUGUGGGAGAGUUCUUCUGUAAAAGAAGCUUGUAUCCACCUUGGCUUCUUUUUUUAGGAACAUAAUUGACUCUGGAGAAAAGCUAUGGGGAGAAGGUGGCUCAGGAAUGUUCAAGGUGCAUAAAUUCUGUUUGUGCCUUUUGCUUAGAAACAAGAAAAUCAAGUUAGUAGACCUGGGUUGCAUCCUGGUUUUAGGAACCUACUUAACAAUUUAGGGACCUACUUAACAUUUUAAAUCUGUUGAAAUGGAUUGCUGUCUUGCCUCUCAGGUAUUAGAUAGAUAGAAAGAAAGAUGGAUGAGGAUCUUGCUAACCCCUUUCUGCUGCUUUUUUCUUUCAGGAAUUUGCUCCCCGUGUGAUUGUGAUGUACUUGAUCGCUGCCAUAGCAUUUCUCUUUUAUAUUUCUAAAGUCCCAGAAAGAUAUUUCCCAGGUAGGGCUGAUUUUUUUUGGUAGCUGAAUUAUCCAGGGCACAGGCCAUUCACUGUUAAUUAAAGGUUGUGGGAGCACUUAUUGCCCUCUACCUCUCUUCCCCAUGGCUGUUGUUCCCAGCUGUAUGGUAUAAUAAAGGAGCAUGCCAUGUGCCUCCAUGCACAAGUUUUUAAAUACCUACCUAAGAAUUCAGCUCCCAGAACGCACCCAAAGGUACAUCUUGCCCAGUGUUCUUGUUUCUAACAGUACAACGCUAAGUGGCUUGGUAGCUAACGUGAAAGGAAUGCCACCCCUGUUGGAAAGAGAAUUGUCUGAGAAGGUCUAGUAUUAUUUUGUUUCCCAGAAAUACAUUAUGAUGCUGGGAAUCUGUCUCACAUUCUGACUGGGAAGGAGACUUAUCUCAGCCAGACCACUUUGUGUUACACUGGAAUAAACCUACCCUGGUGCGUCAAAGCACUGUCCCAACGCAUAGAAGUAGCUUCUGCUACUGAAUGUUUUAGCUAAAUUAAUGUGUGUGUUUUUCUUUUCCAACAGGGCAGUUAAACUACCUCGGCUCGAGCCACCAAGUAUGGCACAUCCUUGCAGUAGUGAUGCUGUACUGGUGGCAUCAGUCUACCGUCUACAUCAUGCAGUAUAGACACAGCAAACCUUGCCCUGACCAUAGUGCACAUUAGCACGCAAAGGUGUGGCGGUUUCCUGUGCAGGAGGAGAUGAAGAUAGACUGGGUUGUGAUGGGCAAGGGGUUUUGCCUUUUUGUUGCCACAGUUAAAAAGACAGUGGUUGCCCAGAAGUUAUAAAGGGUCUCCAGCUGGCUAUUCAGGAAGAGGAGUCCUUUGGGGGGUAAACUGGACAGUAACAAAAGCCCUGGAGCUCUUAGGUCACCAGCUGGAAAGGAGACAGAGUACUGCAUGCUUCCCUUUUCACUUGUGCUUCUGCUGCUCCUGAUUCAUAGAAAGCUGCUUUAUACAGAGUCAGACCAUUGGUCUGCCUAAACUUGGAAUUGCACCCUAACUGGCAGGAGAUGCCAGGGAUUGAAGCUGGGGUAUAUAUAUAUAUUUGCAUGCAAAGCAUAUACUCCACUAAUGAGCAUUUCAGUUCCUCUUUAGAGACCUUAUCCCUGCAGUAUUAAUUCUGUGUUCUCCUAGCUUCCUUGUAUUUGGGCUCAACAGCCUCUCUUACCGGGACAGCUGUUAAAUCAUGUGGCGGUGCUGUGGCACCUGAAUCCCUGAAUUCACUUCUUUGAAUUCGGACUCCACUAUAUAGGCUCACAGGUGGGUCUAAAGUCAGAUGGCCCCUGCUGAGGAAAGUGAUGGGGACCCAAAUAUUUUGCAUUGACUCCCCUUAGGUUGCUAUUUAAUAGCUCUACUUUAAGGGACAGAAAUUCCAGGGAAGGGGCGGUGCUGGAAUGUGGCCUACCACUGUGAAGAAACAGGGAGCAUUUUGAAGUAUACAACAGGCGCGUUCCAGUCCCCAAAACCUUCUUGGAAAAUCUUUUCCCAUUGGUGUCCAGGACCGUGUCGAUGCCUAACUUUUUCAAACUGCAGUAGUUUAACUGCUCAGCGUAAUAGGCAAGGAAAAUACUGGUUUUCUGUAUGAUUUAUGAGGCCCCUUUGUGAAGGAUUAAACCCUGCCACUUCUGAUUUCACCGCAUGCUGGGAAGAGAGGACUUUCCACAAUUUGAUUGCACAUAUUGAAGACUCUGCAUUCUACAAAACUUGUUCCACUUUUUUUUCUGAAAUAACAGCUGCUGAUGGUGGCAUCAACUUUCUUUUACUGCUUCCCAAGGGAUCUCUCCUUUGUUUUGUUUACGGUCUAUGUUCACGGCAAAAAGUCCCACCAAUGCUGUUUACAUAAAUAUAUAAAACUAAACUUGCUACCAAAAUGUCACCACUUAAAGCACAGCAGUUGGAAAGUCCAACCGAGCAAUCCAUGAAAUGUAAGCCAUUUCAAAAUUGUUUUAAACCAGCCCAUCUUCUAAAAGGCCUAUUUAAAAGCCAGAACGGAUUAGCCCAACUAUAUUAUAUACCCCUUGGGAAUGAUGUUCCACAAAUGAGGAACCAUCGCUGAGAAAACCCUAUGCCUAGUACCCAUUUAUGGUACAUUGUAGAUCCCUCAUCCUCCUUUUCCUAUUUUGUACAUCUUCCCAGACCAAAUAUGAGGAAACCAAAUGACUGACCAACCCAUUUACUUUUGUUUCCCCACCCCACCCCAAAAAAACCCCUGCAGAGGCUGACCAUCCCCACUACCUCACUGGCUGCGGGAGGUUGAUCAUGAGAUUACUUGCAGUCUUUUGAAACUGAUUAAUUUUAUUUAUUUAUUUUAUUUCAGUCUUAUCAUUGUACGCCAAUUUCAGAGGCAGCACCCAAAGCUGCUGUUCUCUUUCCCUUCACAUGUUAAGAGGCAAUAAGUUUAGCAGUCAUGCCAAAGACCAUGGAAGAGGUCACCAGCAGCCAAAUAGCUUGGUGAACUCUUGUUGUUGGCCACAGUAGAACAAAUCAAAUUUGUUCAAACUACUGAUAAACAAAUGGCAGAAAUUGCCAGGAAACUAUUUCUUCUGAUAGGCUGAGGAAACAUCCCCCAGUAUGCAUGUGCGGUUCCCGUGACAAAUUCUCAUUCCAGGAUGUAACAUUAUAAGUUGAAAAUAUAUUAUGUUUACUGUAUGUGCAACAUGUUCUGUGUCCUUGCACUGAUGUCUGUGUUAUAAUUUAAACAUGGAAUUUUACUUGAUUCCCCCCUCCCUUUCUGUAGAACAGUAUCUGUUAGUCUAUAUCAUAGACUAAUCUUUGGAAAAGAAGUUGGGAUGCCCCAGUAAUUGUAAAUUUUGGGGUGCUCUUCAAAAUGCGGUUUAGCAGUGAGUCAGAAAUUUGGGGUCCCUUGAUUAAACAUGUCUCAGUGCCCAAGGUUUUUUGUCAAAUACAGUGGACGCUCGGGCUGCAAACGUGAUCCGUGCGGGGUGCACGUUCGCAACCCACAGCGGUGCAUCUGUGCACGCACAGGUGGCAAUUCGGCGCAUGCGUAAAGCACGAUUUAGCGCUUCUGUGCAUGCGCGACCGCCGAAACCCGGAAGUAACCCGCUCUGGUACUUCCGGGUUUUGGCGGGUGUGUAACCCAAAAAAACGCAGCCUGAAGCAGCUGUAACCCAAGGUAUGACUAUACUGACAUGAAGCACAAAUCAACAUUUUAGCAGUGAUGGCACUAAGGAGAAUUGCUCUUGAGUGAUGUUUUAAGAGAAUAGCAUUUAUCUGUUGACAAACAGAGCAGCUGCUCCUUGCCUAGCCAUUGGCAGAUGUUGGGGUGUAGCCACUUUGUUUCAAAGUUCCAGCUGACACGUCUCAGCUUGAAUUGUAGACUUUGCUAGGGUGUAACAAAGUAAACCUACCCUUUUGCAUGGCAAAUUUGGAAAAAAGUAACAACAGCUAGGGAACAGUCCCAUGGGUUUUCUUCUUCAGAAAACCAGUGCCUCCGGAGGCAAGGUGGGAUGUAAAAGUAAUUUGCUUGUAUAGUCAAGGGAACUCUAAAAGUGUAUACUUUAUAGCUUUAGUUAGAAAGCUGUAGAGAACUGGUCCACCAAAACCUACGUGCUUUUAAAGAAAAUGCUAAGUUUUUGUUUACAGCUUCUUGCAUUAUAGAGAAGCAACUCCUUUUUGAGAAUUCACUUUUCCACUGGCCCGCACCACCAUCCUUGUUUUAAUUUUGCAUUUAAUGCAUUGUUUUUCUAAAAACAAAGUCUAGGAUAUAAAUGUUUAGUAUUGCAAUUGGAAGAGUUGAGUUCAAUUGAACUCCAGUUUGUAUAGCUGUAUAAAAAAACCUUUUGUAAAUGUCAAACCUGUGCAUGCGUCGUUUCUAAUAUUUAUUUUUAAGGAGCUGUGAUUAUAAAUGAGCUUUCUGACGAGAGAGCUCUUCAAGACAAUAGAAAAUGGAAUGCAGAAUGGUGAAACACUACUAUAGAUUUUCUGCCUUCUAAGCUUAAUAAUUGUGAUUGUCAGCCAGCAAACAUGUACCAUUAUCUGCUGUUCGAGCCUCAUUUUUAAGUUACACUAUAAGCCUUGCUUAAAUACAGUGACACAUACUGCUGUGCCUUUAAAAAAUGUUUUGAUUCCUUUAUCCGUGUUCAACUAGAUGUACAAAGGAAGGUUGCUGCAAUCUAUUCAAGUUGUACCAAUAUGUAUUAUGUAAAUAGCUCCUCUGCGAAUAAAAUUGUUUGUUGGCAAAUGUACUUGCUCUUCUGUUUGUGAGAGACAAGCAAUGUGUUGGGCUCUAUAGAGGCCUGAGCUGCACAGGUGGGACGGCCUCUCC
This is a messenger RNA of Podarcis lilfordi (Lilford's wall lizard), 11786 nucleotides long. NCBI's taxonomy places the organism in Eukaryota, Metazoa, Chordata, Lepidosauria, Squamata, Lacertidae. The record is from the annotation of a GenBank genome assembly.